ACUAUGUGUUACAAUUGGGGACUUAGUAAGCAUGCCUUUACCAAAAGACAAGGGAUGGUCGUGGAUGGUACUUAUAGGAGCCAUUACGCAAAUGACAUUGACCGGGGGACUGAAUAAGUCGGCAGGCAUUCUCUUCGUCGCCUUUCAAGAACGUUUUGAUUCGUCAUCAGCUACGACGUCAUUGUUGUCAACCGUACUAUAUCUGACAUACAGCAUAGCAGCCCUAUUUGUUAUGACAUUCGGCAUAAAGCUUGCUACAUGCCGAACUCUGGUGUUUCUUGGGUCUUUGGUCCACUGCAUUGGAUAUAUUAUUACUUCCAGAGCACAUGAUGUACGUGUGUUACUGGUUUCAUACGGAAUAUUUAUUGGGAUUGGAAAUGCAUUGACGCAAUCAACAUCACUGACUAUGGUCGGAUUUUAUUUCGACAAACGACGGGGCUUUGCUAACAGCUUGACCACUGCAGGAAGCUCUUUCGGCGGCCUGAUGUUUGCACAAGUUAUCACUUCAUUACUGGAUGAAUACGGAUAUCAGGGGCUGUUAGUUAUAGCUGCAGUGUCAUUACAUGGCUCUGUAAGUGCUGCUCUGUAUCGUCCUACAAAGUUCUAUGAGACCAGUAAUAGAAGUGAACCGGAGGAAAAACCACUGGCAAAAAUUGUACAUAACCAAAAUGAUCUUAUUUCUGAUAUCGAUUUAAGUAUACAUGCAAUCAACGAGCAGGGCAUACAAGAGCAGCCAAACGAGUUUGAUUCACGUGAACAUGAAAGUAUCAAAGAUAGACAUAGCAGCCCAGAUAUACCGUGUUUGAAUGCUGAUUUAGGAGCUUCUAUAUUGAAGAUCCAUAGGACCAUGAGCGAGUCCUCCAUAAACGACAGAAGCUCUUCUAGAAUCUCAAAACGUUCAAAUGUUUUUAAAACUCUAGCAAAUUUGUUUGAUAUAAGCGUGUUUUCAAUUCCGGUAUUUAUAGCUUUUGAAGUCUCUGCAAUUCUUCUAUGCCCCGCGACGAUGCUCAGUCCAGUUUUUGUUGCACCGCAUGCAAAAGAAUUACUAAAUGACACAAAGAAAGUACCAAUACUUAUCACAAUUCUUAGCUCUCUCGAUCUCAUUUCCAGAAUUGUGUUAGCAUUUAUUUCUGACAGUAGAGUUAUACGACGAUCAACUUUAAUAGCACUCUCUGCCUUUAUGAUUGGAAUCAGUAACCAUUGUGUUCGCUGGUAUACGAGCUAUGAGACAAUCAUAGCUCACAUAGUAGUUCUUGGCAUAUUCAGUGGGAAUUACCUUUCCCUGUACGCUGCAAUAAUCGUGGACUUUAUGUCAAUUGAGAGGUUACAAAGUGUACUAGGAUUUACAGCAUUGUUUCAGGGUUGUGCAGUCGCCAGCUCCUUUUACCUUGUCGGAUACUUACGCGACGCUACCGGCUCGUAUGUCAUGUCAUACCACGUGUUGGGGGCUAUGGUGAUUGUCGGUGGACUAAUUAUGUUGAGUCUUCCAUAUAUACAUGCAAGAUCACAAAAGAAAGACCUUAAGUUUAACAUACAUGAGUAAUACAUUUUCAAUUUUAAACCGUUUUCUUUUUGAUGUUAUUACUAUAUAUUAAAAUGUUGUUUCGUUUGUAUUUUGUUUAGCAUUCGAAUUUGUUAUGUUGUUUCGUAAUUUCUUAAGUUUAUUUAUCUAUGGCUCUUGUUUUUAGCUCGCCUAAGCACAAAGUGCUCAAUGUGAGCUAUUGUGAUCGCUCUGUGUCCGUCGUCGUCCGUCGUCAACAAUUGGACUGUUAACGCUCUAGAGGUCACAAUUUGGGCACAAUUUUUAUGAAACUUAAUCAGAAUGUUAACCUCAAUAAGAUCUUGGAUGAGUUCGAUAUUGGGCCAUCUGGGGUUAAAAACUAGGUCACCAGGUCAAAAUAAAGGAAAAGCUUGUUAACACUAUAGAGGUCACAUUUAUUACUGUAUCUUCAGAAAACUUAGUCAAAAUGUUAAUAUUAAUAAUCUCUAGUUCAAGUUCGAAUCUGGGUCAUGUGCGGUCAAAAACUAGAUCACCAAGUCAAAUUGAAGGAAAAGCUUGUUAACACUCUAGAGGUCUUAUUUAUGACUGUUUCUUCAUGAAAGUUUGUCAGAAUGUUUAUAUUUAAAUCUUUAAGUCAAGUUUAAAUCUGCGCCAUGUGCGGUCAAAAACUAGGUCACCAGGUCAAAUCAUUGGAAAAGAUUGUUAGCACCCUAGAGGUCACAUUUAUGACUGUAUGUUCAUGAAACUUAGUCAGAAUGUAUAUAUUAAUAAUCUUUAAGUCAAGUUUAAAUCUGGGUCAUGUGCGGUCAAAACCUAGGUCACCAGACCAAAUCAUAGGAAAAGCUUGUUAUCACUCUAUAGGUCACAUGUAUGACUGUAUGUUCAUGAAACUUAGUCAUGAAAAGCUUGUUAGCACUCUAGAGGUCACAUUUAUGACUGUAUGUUCAUGAAACUUAGUCAGAAUGUCAUAUCGCCAAAUAGUGAAGCUCGCUGUAUUACAGACAACUUUUGUACAAGUUUAAAGUUAACAUUAUGCGAAAUAAUGUUAGUUACAGUACUUUUUAUUGUGUCAAAUGCAUGUUUACUUUGAUUGUUUAUUU
Mya arenaria is the source of this 2601-nucleotide messenger RNA. RefSeq names its product monocarboxylate transporter 14-like. Gene Ontology annotation, biological process: transmembrane transport; monocarboxylic acid transport. The record is from RefSeq and is a predicted model, not a curated record. The transcript has 5 exons. Bases 32 to 1543 code for a protein of 503 amino acids. NCBI's taxonomy places the organism in Eukaryota, Metazoa, Mollusca, Bivalvia, Myida, Myidae. Gene Ontology annotation, molecular function: monocarboxylic acid transmembrane transporter activity.